AGGUCAGUGGGUCCGUUACUGUCCCCGAGGUCGUGCUAUCUGCUGUGGCCUGUCAUGGCAGUGGCCAUCCGUGGGGGGUGGAUGAAGGGAGUUGAAAAUCUCUGCGUUGCGGCUGGAGCGAAAGCACAGUGGGUGGAGCGUUGGCCCUGCAUGCGGCCGACCCGGGUCCGAUUCCCAGAAUCCCAUAGGGUCCCCCGAGCACCUUCAGGAGUGAUUCCUGAGUGCAGAGCCAGGAGGAACCCCUGAGCAUUGCCGGGUGUGACCCGAAAAAGAAAAAAAAAAGAAAGAAAAUCUCCGCGUCCACUCACCACUUCCGUUGACCCUGUGAAUCCCAGAAGUGCAGUGGACUUGGCGGUGGCGAGAAGGUGGCCUGUCCCAUGUGGCCAUGGCACUUGGAGGGUGAGACUCAGAGGGCAAGGCCUGUGGUGUGCCGGGCCUCAAGUCUCGCCCUCGGCGGGGGCUGUGCACUGAGCCGACCCUUUCCUUCCUGCUCCCGCUCCAUCCAGCCCCCCUCGAGGCCAGCUGGAAAAUGCCGGGGCCCCCACUGAAACCCAGUGGCGCGGGCACCCUUGGUCACUCUGAUGCCACCCGGCCACCUCGGCCACUCAGGGUGGCCGACUGAGAGUCUCACAAGCAGCGAAACUGGAAGGGGGUGGCCAUCAGGUCCGCCCAGUGGCCAUCUGGGUUGGUGGACAGCGUUUUCACAGGGAAAGGAAAGGGGGGGAAGGAGGGGUAGGAAACGCCACCCCCCCAUGCACACACCGGAAGUGGGUCCCUCCAGACAAACUCCAUCUUAUCGACAAACCCCAGCAAAAUCAGGGGCAGGCUAGGGGGACAAUGGCCAAAUGAGGAGGCCUGUCCUUGCCUUGGGGCCUCAGGGGGUGGGGUAAACGCGACAGGCUUUGAGACCAGGACGCUGGUGGGUGUCUGACACCCGAUGCUCCCGAUCGCUCCCCGCCCUGCUGGCUCCAGGGGCUCCGGCCUGACCCGCCGUGGGUGCUGGGGUCCCCGUGGCUUGGCAGAGGCCGUUGGUACCUGCCUUGCCCGGGAGAGACCGGUUUUGAUCCCCUGGGUGGGCUGGAGCCAGCCCCGCUGUGUGUUAACAGGUUUCCCAUCUGGGGGGAGACACACGUGCGUGUAUGGAUCUGACUCGGGGACCGUUUCUUUGGGAUUAAUGAAUAAAAAGGGGCUGGAGCAAUAGCACAGUGGGGAGGGCGUUUGCCUUGCACGCAGCCGACCCGGGUUCGAUUUCCAGCACCCCAUAGGGUCCCCUGAGCACCACCAGGAGGAAUUCCUGAGUGCAGAGCCAGGAGUAACCUCUGUGCAUUGCCAGAUGUGCCCCCCCCCACAAAAAAGAAGCAAACAGAAAGGAAAGGAAAGGGGAAAGGACGGUUAUUCCCCGGCCCUGGGUUUGGGGUGUUCAGAGGCAGCUGCUGCUUGGGAACUGAGCAGGAAUCCAAGCGCACUUUACGGCGGGCAGAGGAAAAACCUGUUUUAUUUCCUGAACACACGAGGAAACCCAGGGUCCGAGAGAGGCUCCGAGUCCUGCCCCUGGAAGCAGAGAGCCCUGCCCGGGACUGGACACUGCGGGGCCCAGCGUCUGUCCCCGCCCAGGCCAGACCCUGCGGGGCCCAGCGCCCGUUCCCUGUCCAGGCCGGACCCUGCGGGGCCCAGCGCCCGUUCCCUGCCCGGGACUGGACACUGCCCGGACACUGCGAGGCCCAGGCCCUGCCCAGGCCGGACACUGCGGGGCCCUGCCCGGCAGGAAGCGGCGGGGCCGGGCGGGCGCCGGGCGGAGGCGGCCACCGCGCGGGCAGCGGGCAGCGGGGACCGCGCGCCGUGGACGCGGGAAGCCAUCGGGGCUCGGAGACCCGGUGCGGGGCAGCUGGGGUUUCUGGCACGGCCGGCCGGGCCAGGAGUGCUGCAGAUGUGAGAAUCCGGGCCCAGCGCUUUGACCGGAACAUAGAGGCGCCCUCCGAGGUGCUGCUGUGGACAUUGAGUGUGGCCGCUGCCCGCAGCCCGCCUUCCCACGGGGCUGCAGGGGGAGGAAGAGAGACGUCGGGUGACCAGCUACCUGCGGCUCGGGCGCUGGGAUUCUAGAUGGCGGAGGCUCGUUCCCGGAGCCUGCCACCACCCCGGUAGCUGCCACCUCCACUGGGUCCCCGCUGCAGCCGCCGCUGCCAGACUCCCACCUUCCAAGGGCCGCACGCCAGCUGUGCCCAGCUCGUCGCUUCAUUCAUCAGCAGGGACCCCCCCUUCCCGCCAUGGGCUGGCUCUCUCUGAAGAUUGUGCUGGUGGGGGGCAGUUUCUUGGGGUGCCUUUACCCCCUGGUGGACUUCUGCUUCCCUGGAGACAGGAGAAGACCAGCGCCGAAUUUCGUGAUCAUCCUGGCCGAUGACCUGGGCUGGGGGGACCUGGGAGCCAACGGGGCCACGACUGGGGCCACGGCACACCUGGACCGCUUGGCCGCAGAAGGGAUGAGGUUCGUGGACUUCCACGCGGCCGCCUCCACCUGCUCCCCGUCCCGCGCCUCCCUGCUCACGGGCCGCCUGGGCCUGCGCAACGGAGUCACGCACAACUUCGCCGUCACCUCGGCGGGGGGCCUUCCGCUCAACGAGACCACGCUGGCCGAGGUGCUGCUGGGGGCUGGCUACGUCACCGGCAUGAUCGGCAAAUGGCACCUUGGGCACCACGGCUCCUAUCACCCCAACUUCCGUGGUUUCGACUACUACUUUGGAAUCCCAUACAGCCAUGACAUGGGGUGCACGGAUACCCCGGGCUACAACCACCCGCCCUGUCCAGCAUGUCCGCAGAGCGAUAGUGCGCUGAGCGGGCUCCACGGGGACUGUUACUCGGACCUGGCCCUGCCCCUCUAUGAGAACCUCGACAUCGUGGAGCAGCCCGUGAACCUCAGCAGCCUGGCGCAGAGGUACGCCGAGAAGGCGCGCCAGUUCAUCCAGCAGGCCAGCGCCCGAGGAAGCCCCUUCCUGCUCUAUGUGGCCUUGGCCCACAUGCACGUGCCCGUGCCGAGGACCCAGGGCCCCGCGGCCCCCGGAGGGCCGUACGUGGCAGGCCUCCGGGAGAUGGACAGCCUGGUGGGCCAGAUCAAGGACGAGGUUGACCGCACGGCCAAAGAGAACACGUUCCUCUGGUUUGCAGGAGACAACGGCCCCUGGGCCCAGAAGUGUGAGCUGGCUGGCAGCGUGGGCCCCUUCACCGGGUCCUGGCAGACUCGCCGAGUAAAGUCCAGGAUGCGGGGGGCCCUGGUGAGGUUAAAAUCUGGCUGCUCGGCGGGGGGGCAGGCUGUUUCUGACGAGGAGGACCUCUGA
Molecule: messenger RNA, 3329 nt
Organism: Sorex araneus (European shrew)
Lineage: Eukaryota; Metazoa; Chordata; Mammalia; Eulipotyphla; Soricidae
Product: arylsulfatase G-like
Exons: 9
Coding region: 2265-3329 (354 amino acids)
Molecular function (GO): arylsulfatase activity
Source: RefSeq, a predicted model, not a curated record